Molecule: messenger RNA, 2589 nt
Organism: Dinoponera quadriceps
Lineage: Eukaryota; Metazoa; Arthropoda; Insecta; Hymenoptera; Formicidae
Gene: Orc3
Product: origin recognition complex subunit 3
Exons: 14
Coding region: 1-1983 (660 amino acids)
Biological process (GO): DNA replication initiation; DNA replication
Cellular component (GO): nuclear origin of replication recognition complex; nuclear pre-replicative complex; DNA replication preinitiation complex
Molecular function (GO): DNA replication origin binding
Source: RefSeq, a predicted model, not a curated record
AUGGAGAAUGUUUCCGUGUCCAAGGGUGUGUUCGCGUACAAGGGAAACUAUAAAAUUGGCAACAAGAAGAAAAAAAAGAGCAAUGCUCAAAAUCCGGAAUAUUUUGACGAGCCUUGGUACGUCGCGUACAGCGAAACGUGGCGGUACAUCGAACAAGCCGUAGAGAAUGUGAGAUCGAGAAUGUUCCACGAAGUUAUGUCCAAUUUGGGAUCUUUUGUGUUAAAAGCGAAGACAACCCCGUUAAACGCGAAAGAAUUAGCCACAGCUAUUUUAUUGACAGGAGUUAAUGUUCCCGAUCACACGGUGCUUUUCGACACUACGGUAUCCAAGCUCAGCAAGAUAACGCCGCACAUAGCGGUGCUGUGGAGCAGAAAUUGCGGCAACGUGAAAAGCAUCAUCGAGGACACCGUGUAUCAACUCGUCAACGCAACGGAAUCGGAAGACGUUGUCGAAGUGCCCAAGAACCGGUGCACGAUGCGUGUCUUGAAAGAACAGGUCGGGAAACAUUACAACACGGAAGAUCCCCUGGUCGUGAUUCUACCGGAUUUCGAGAGCUUCUCGACCAGCGUGUUGCACGACUUCAUCCUGGUGCUGAGCUCAUACACGAGCACAUUGAAGUUCGUGCUGAUAUUCGGCGUCGCGACCACCUUGCACGUCGUACACCGAUCAUUGACAUACGACGUCACGUCGAAGUUGGCAGUGCAGGUUUUCCACACGCAAACGCAGGUGCAGACGUUGUCCGACAUAUUGGAGAACACCGUUUUCUCCACGGAGAUACCGUUUAAAUUAAUCGGCCGUGCGUUUCAACUGUUGACGGAUAUCUUUCUGUUCUACGAUUUCUCGGUGGAUCGUUUCAUGCAAAAUUACAAGAUAUGUAUGAUACAACAUUUUUACGGCAACAACAUAAGCUCUCUCUGCUGCCAUCCGCGGGACAUUAAGAAGAGAAUAUCGAAACUCACCGACGAGAAUAUCGCAGACAUUAAAAGUUUACCGUCGAUAGCGAGGUAUCUGAAAACGUCGAGCAAAUCGGCAAAUCAGGACGACAAUGGUGAUAAAAAAUUCAAGGAAUUGCUGGAGAAAUUGUUAAACAAAUUUCACGAAUUCAUGCAUCAAUUUUUGAUUAUUUUGAGAUGUAUGCACUGCUUGUUCGCUUCAUUACCAGGCGCCCCAAUGGGUAAACAGUUGCGGGAAGUAUACACCAAGGCGGUUUACACAAGUAAUCUCACGGACUCCGUGGUAUACAAGGAAUGCCUGAAAUUACUGGGAUUUUUGUCGAAGGAGGAACUACUCUCGAAACUCGAAUCUGUCGUAAAGAUCGUCGACGAUUCCGCCGAUCCGACCAUCAAAAACAUAAAGAGCGAGCUCGAGACUCACAUCGAGACGAUUCGCGAAGCUAGUUUGGACGCCGCGAAAGCCUCUUCCGAACUCGUCACGGUGAAUGAUAAGCUCAAUCGUUUGCAACUAAAAGAGAAAUUGCUCAAAAUGAGUCAGCAGCAAUCUCAGUCCGCUUACAAGCAGGCGCAGCACGACUUAAUCGAUUACCUGGACCGACGUGUGUUCUCCGUUCACUUGGUCGACCCGAGUUGCGUGACAGCUCACGAGAUUUUCUGCUAUAGCGAUGGGAACCAGGCGAAGCACCACAUUCGCGGUUCCUUGCGGGCCGCCAUACACACCGGAUUGAGCGAUCCGCAGAUAUACCUGGACUGUGACUGCUGCAAAUUGGAGAACGACGACGACAUUCCGCGCACGCUUCCCGACCUGAGUAUAAUUUAUAAGCUGCACUUGGAAUCCGGGAAGCUGAUCAAUAUGUACGACUGGCUGCAGGCCUUCCUGACGAUCGUGGAUCCGCAGCAGCAAGGUGCGCAGCGUGACGUGGAUCUGGGAAUGCAAGCUCGGUUUACUCAAGCGGUCGCUGCCCUGCAGUUCCUCGGCUUCAUCAAGACUUCUCGAAGCAAAACGGAUCAUGUAAAGCGUCUUACAUAAGAACAAUAUGCGUGUUUGAUUGUUUGCGCUGUCUGUUGUUCGUGUACGCGCGCGCAACAUUAUUCACGUAUGCAAAGUAUUAUUCAUGAAUUAUGUAUGAACAUGUAUUUUCGAGUUAUCGUAUUUUGUACCAUUUAUACGAGGUGAAUGAAGCAGCAUUAAAAUGAAGAGCGCACACGUGUGUGCCUCGCAUCCUCCUAUUAAAAAGCAGACGAUCCACCCCGCGCAUUCCCCUGCGUUUUCCGAUAUCUACUCGUUUCCCGAGAACGAAGAAGCUAAGAAAGCGCGCGCAUUCUGGGAUUUCCGAUUUUACGUUCCGGGCGCGUCGUUUGUUUGUCCAAGUAUUUCCCAUCGCCUCCGUCGUUCCCGCGGUUGCCAGACGAUCGAAGAUACGUGCCCCGUGUAUUUAUAUUCGCCGGGAUCCGAACCCCGUGGCGGAGAAUAAUUUAACGAUUCGCACGCAUAUUGAUGACGCGCGUUCGCGCAUCUACAUAAGUCUCGAUCGCCGCGACGCGAUCCGAAAUACUCGUUAUCCCGGGCGCCGAGAUCGGCGUUACGCGAUUUCCCCACGUUCUCUCAUCUUGUCCCGUUACAGCCUCGUCUGAA